Clarias gariepinus (North African catfish) is the source of this 1481-nucleotide messenger RNA. It is a transcript of the gene cops4, whose product is annotated as COP9 constitutive photomorphogenic homolog subunit 4 (Arabidopsis). Gene Ontology annotation, cellular component: cytosol; COP9 signalosome. The coding region runs from base 10 to 1230 and encodes 406 amino acids. The transcript has 10 exons. NCBI's taxonomy places the organism in Eukaryota, Metazoa, Chordata, Actinopteri, Siluriformes, Clariidae. The record is from RefSeq and is a predicted model, not a curated record.
GGAAGGAAAAUGGCGUCUGGUGUGAGGCAGGAGCUCGCGCAGCUCAUGAACUCUACCGGGUCUCACAAAGAUCUAGUCGGGAAGUAUCGCCAGAUUCUGGAGAAAGCUCUUCAGUUAACAGACACGGAGCAGCUCGAGGCUUUGAAAGCGUUUGUGGAAGCUAUGGUCAAUGAGAACGUAAGUCUGGUCAUAUCCCGACAGCUUCUGACUGACUUCUGCACGCACCUCCCAAACUUACCCGACGCCACGGCAAAAUCUGUCUACCACUUCACCCUCGAGAAGAUCCAACCCCGAGUCAUCUCCUUUGAAGAGCAGGUGGCGUCGAUCAGACAGCAUUUAGCCACUAUAUAUGAGAAAGAAGAGGACUGGAGGAACGCCGCGCAGGUUUUAGUGGGCAUUCCACUCGAGACGGGACAGAAACAGUACAAUGUCGACUAUAAGUUAGACACGUACCUGAAGAUCGCUCGGCUCUACCUGGAGGAUGAUGAUCCGGUUCAGGCAGAGGCCUACAUCAACCGCGCCUCCUUACUGCAGAAUGAGUCCACAAACGAGCAGCUGCAGAUCCACUACAAGGUGUGCUAUGCCAGAGUGUUGGACUAUAGGAGGAAGUUUAUAGAAGCAGCUCAGCGCUACAAUGAACUUUCGUACAAAUCCAUAGUGCACGAGAGCGAGCGAUUGGAGGCUCUAAAGCACGCUCUGCACUGCACGAUUCUGGCCUCAGCAGGCCAGCAGCGGUCUCGCAUGUUGGCUACGCUCUUCAAGGACGAGCGAUGUCAGCAGCUGGCGGCGUACGGAAUCCUCGAGAAGAUGUACCUGGAUCGGAUCAUCCGGGGGAACCAGCUGCAAGAGUUUGCUGCUAUGCUGAUGCCCCAUCAGAAAGCCACCACGGCAGAUGGUUCGAGUAUCCUGGAUCGAGCUGUUAUUGAACACAACCUUCUGUCUGCCAGCAAACUGUACAACAACAUCACGUUUGAGGAGCUGGGUGCACUUCUGGAGAUUCCACCUGCAAAGGCAGAGAAAAUCGCCUCCCAGAUGAUCACAGAGGGCCGUAUGAACGGCUUUAUCGACCAGAUCGACGGCAUCGUGCACUUUGAGACUCGAGAGCCGCUUCCCACCUGGGACAAACAGAUCCAGUCGCUCUGCUUCCAGGUGAACAACCUGCUGGAGAAGAUCAGCCAGGCGGCACCCGAGUGGACGGCACAGGCGAUGGAGGCCCAGAUGUCCCAGUAAACCGGGUCACAUCCCGACAUUGCACCGCCUCCGGGUCACACUUUACAGAGGCACUUCUAAAGGACGCUUUACGAAAUAGAAAACUGAGCGAGUCGUCUCGAUUCCUUUCUGAGCAGUGUGAUUCUCAGCACGUCUGUGACGAUGGUUUGUUCGCCGUGAUUGCUUUGGGUUUCAAGUCUCACGCCAUGUUAACAUGGACACAGCAUGUGAAGAUCACCUGGUGUCUGAAUAAACCUUUUGUGUAAAAUCUA